Molecule: messenger RNA, 3598 nt
Organism: Dalotia coriaria
Lineage: Eukaryota; Metazoa; Arthropoda; Insecta; Coleoptera; Staphylinidae
Exons: 6
Coding region: 419-3412 (997 amino acids)
Biological process (GO): transmembrane transport
Cellular component (GO): membrane
Molecular function (GO): transmembrane transporter activity
Source: RefSeq, a predicted model, not a curated record
GCUGUGUGUGCGCAACUGGCGAGGGAAGCGAGUAUAAGCGUCGCGUUCGCGAUAGAAAAUCUUUCAGUGCGGCAGCAACCGUUUCGCGGCGUCCAUCGCACAAUCCGUUAAAGGAGACCCGCCCGCCACCACCUCCUCCACCCGAUGUAAAUCCACACGCGCAAAUCGCGCGCACUCCUUCAGUUUCUUCCGCCCGGUUUGGUGUUGUACAUUUUUUUGUUUCGUUUUUGUUACAUGUACAUGUAUUUUAAACGCGAAAUUUAAACGCAUCGAUUUUUCGCACGUUUGGUGAUGUCGCAAUCGUCGCGCGACUAGGAAAUUUUAAGCGACACACGUGUGUGAAAAGGGUUUAAUCCGAAUUUGAAAAAAAAUAUAAAGAGUCAAAACCAAGAGUGCCGUUGUUGUGAUCCCGUGAAACAUGAAGGACGUUGAUCGUUUUAGUGCUUUGAGGGGGCGCACACCCCAAAUCAUCGCUUCACUUGCCGCCACCAUCAAUGCCAUAUCCGAUGGUAUGAGUUAUGGCUGGGCCUCACCAGUGGUACCCGUACUGAAAAAACCCGACACGCCGGUGAAAAUCAGCGAAUCCGACGUGGUAUGGAUCGAAUCCAUCUAUAUGAUCGGCGGUAUCGUGGGGCUUCCAGUAACCAUCUACUGCGUGGAUAAAUUCGGCCGCAAACUAUCAAUUAUCCUCGCCGCUGUUGUCAAUCUGAUUCAUUGGGUCCUCAUCGCCACCUGUAACAAUGUCCCACAAUUAUACAUCGCGCGAUUGUUGACUGGUUUGGCAGGCGAUGUUGGCUUCGUCUCUGCUCCCAUGUACAUAGCAGAAAUAGCCGAUCAGAAAAUCCGUGGUCUGCUUGCAUCAGUAAUCUACAUCAUGAUGUUGAUUGGUAUUCUGGUCGUGUAUGCAGUGGCACCGUUUGUCUCAUUACCUGUAUCCAGCGCGGUUGGUUCCAUCUCAUUGAUUAUACAAUUGUUCACUUUGCCUUUCAUGCCUGAAAGUCCUUACUUUCUCUUUAUGAAGGGUAAAGAAGAAAAAGCAAAGAAAAGUCUACAAUUUUUACGUAAUUCCAAACACGUAGAUAAAGAAUUAGCUGAGAUCAAAUCAGCUGUUUCAAGACAGAAUGAAGAACGUGGUACCAUCAAAGAUUUGUUUAUGGUGAAGAGUAAUCGCAAGGCAAUAAUUAUCAUGACUGUACUCAAUGGUGCCCAGCACUUUUCUUCCAUUUCGGUGAUGUUGAUGAAUCUACACACUAUCUUAGCUGACGCAGCGACGAUAAUGAAAGCGGAAACAGCCGCCAUUGUAUUCUCAUGUGUAAUGGUGGUUGCCGCCAUCUCAGCAUCGGGCUUCCUUGAUCGCCUCGGAAGGAAAAUACUCCUCGCUGCGUCCAGUUUACUCACCGGAUUAUCCCUGGCAUCACUGGCGACUUAUUUCGCAAUGAAGAAUUCAGGUUAUGAUUGUACCCAAUUCAACUGGGUACCUGUUGCUUCCGUCAUGCUGUACGCAGUCGCGUUCAAGCUGGGUCUUGGUCUGGUUCCUAUUGUACUCACCGCUGAACUCUUCCCGACCAAUGUCAAAGCAAUGGGAAUGACAUACUCCGACGCCGUUUAUGUUUUCUUCGCUUGUAUCUCCAUCUAUUUAUACCAGGAGCUCACGGAAGCAUAUGGUAUGCACGUACCGUUCUUCAUCUUCGCAGCAUCAUGCAUAGGUACCGCUAUAUUCGCGCUGUGGUACAUCCCUGAAACAAAGGGUAAAACCCUUGAGGAGAUUCAGUUUAUCCUCAAGGGUAAAUCAUACGUACCUCCAACCACUGACAGUCCACUCAAGGAGACUGCUGGUAUGUCGGAUUCCUUCGGCAUGAACCAUCACAGUGGGUCGAUAAGGACGAUUUCAUCAUCGGCCUCUUCAGCGGACUCCACCAGUCACCUUUAUGCCCUAUCAUAUCCGCGAGCUUGCGGGCAACACUUUUCUAAUUUUCUAGCUGCUAUCAUUGCGUGUUUAAGCACAGUUUCCGAUGGAAUGCACGGCAGUUGGACUUCCCCAACAUUACCAAAGCUAACAGCACCUGAUUCACAUAUACUUGUAACACGAGAAGAUGUCGAUUGGUUGGAGUUGAUUUAUCUCAUCGGCGGUAUUGCUGGUUUACCAUUCACAAUGUGGAGUGUUGAUAAAUUCGGCCGGAAGUACACAGUGCUUUUCGCUGCGGCGAGCAAUUGUGUCACGUGGAUCACGAUUAUUUUCGCUGGGAAUGCACAUGUAUUACUAGCGGCCAGAUUCCUGGCUGGGUUUAAUAGCGAUGUCGCGUUUGUGUCUGUGCCAAUGUAUAUUUCUGAAAUGGCCGACAAGAAGAUCCGUGGAUUUCUAGUAGCAUUAAUCUAUAUAAUGUUAUUAGUAGGGAUUUUACUUUGCUAUUCUGUGGUACCAUUUGUAUCAAUCACAACCGCAGCGUUUGUAGGGUUGUCAUUUGUAUCUCUACAACUGAUUGUGUUUCCAUUCAUGCCGGAAACACCUUAUUAUCAUCUCUUGCAUGAUUCUCCUGAGAAAGCAAGCAAAUCUCUACAGUUUUUCCGUCGUGCUAGUGAGAAUCAAGUAGAAAAAGAACUAGAAGAACUCAAACUGGCCGUAACACGUCAAUCACAAGAACGUGGUCGUUUUAAAGAUGUUUUCAUUGUGAAAUCCAACCGUCGUGGAUUGAUAAUCAUGACAAUGUUGAACGCAGCACAACAUCUGGCUAGUAUCACUGUGAUAGUAAUGAAAUUACACACAAUAUUAGGCGAUUCCAAUGGUUUCCUCUCCGCCAACAGCGCCGCCAUUACAUUCAGUGUGAUUAUGUUAAUAUUCACAAUCAUUGCGGCGUCAAUCGUGGAUAAAUUCGGCAGGAAAGUGAUGUUAAUCUCAUCGGCAUUGGCCACAUCAGUGGCGCUUGCAGCUUUAGCUGCUUACAUGAACGCUGUGAACCUGGGUGUCGAUGUUACCAACGUGCAGUGGGUGCCAAUCGUUGCAGUGUUUACUUUCGCAGCUGUUUACCGACUGGGACUGGGUUCGGUACCCAUUGUCGUCACAGGGGAGUUGUUCCCGACAAGUGUGAAAGCAAUGGCGAUGACUAUGUCUGACGCCAUGUAUGUUAUCGCUGGUACCAUCGUAUUAUACAUGUUUCAAGUGUUGGAUAAGGCUUUUGGGAUGCACGUGCCGUUUUAUUUGUUUUCUGCAAGCUGCGUGGGAAUGGCGCUGUUUGUGUAUAUGUACGUGCCGGAAACAAAGGGAAAGAGUCUCGAGCAGAUUCAGAUGAUGUUGAAAGGCCUCAAGGAGGAUGAUUAUGACAUAGAAAACAUGACACCAUUGCAGGAGGUGGUUAAAAAUGGUGAGACUGUGCAAGAAACCAAAGAAAAUGAUAGUUUGACAACGCAUAGUUGAUAAUUUAUAGAAGUUAAAUGAUUAGGACUAAAUUAUGGCAGCUAGGAUGAGAAAAGUGAUAGAAAUCAUGUUUUUAUAUAAAUUUUUUAACUUAUUUAUAAAAAUAUCAACAAAAUAUGUAAAUAUCAGUCUUAUAAGCGUGUUUGUACAUCUUUUUAUAAUAAUUUUACUCAUUUUUACGUAGAA